Nematolebias whitei (Rio pearlfish) is the source of this 6053-nucleotide messenger RNA. It is a transcript of the gene otog, whose product is annotated as otogelin. The record is from RefSeq and is a predicted model, not a curated record. Gene Ontology annotation, biological process: L-arabinose metabolic process. Gene Ontology annotation, cellular component: extracellular matrix. The transcript is spliced from 46 exons. Lineage: Eukaryota; Metazoa; Chordata; Actinopteri; Cyprinodontiformes; Rivulidae. Gene Ontology annotation, molecular function: alpha-L-arabinofuranosidase activity; protein binding. Bases 1 to 5877 code for a protein of 1958 amino acids.
AUGUCCAAGAGCACUGGUGUGAUGGCUCAUGACAUUGAAAUGUUUGGAAACAGCUGGAUGGAGGCAGAGCCCCACCAGGGCAGAUGUCCCAUGGUGCCCUCUGGUUUCAGCUCACCUUGUGCUCGUGUGGAUGCUCAAGUCCUCCUGGAAGUGGAAGAGGUGUGUGUGAUGCUGCUCGACGCACCUUUUCAGAGCUGCCAUGACUUUGUGAGUCCAUUGUCCUUCAUGGCCAGCUGCUCCAACGACCUUUGCAGGUCCGGUCCCAGCAGCAAUGUGGUGUGCCAGGUGUUCAGCGAGUACGCACGAGCCUGCGCCCAUGCCGACCACCCUCUACACGACUGGAGGGAGCACGUUCCUCUGUGUGUGAAGCAGUGUCCUCUGGAGCUGCAGUACAGGGAAUGCAUCAGCUGCUGCCCAGAAUCCUGCAACCUGGAGCGAGCGUGCAUCGACAGCAAGCUGGCCUGCCUCGACGGAUGCUACUGUCCUGAUGGUCUUAUUUAUGAGGAUGGUAGUUGCGUGACGCCUGCCGAGUGUCCCUGUGAGUACCAUGGCAUGAUUUAUCCUUCUGGCCAAAUGCUGCAGGAGGAAUGCAACAACUGCACAUGUGUGGGUGGAGUUUGGAACUGCACUGACUACAGCUGCCCAGGUGAAUGCUCCGUGACGGGUGAUAUGUAUUUCCAGUCCUUCGAUGGCCGGAUCUUUACAUUUCCUGCAACGUGUCAAUAUGUCCUCGCCAAAAGUCGCAACUCAGGAAAGUUCACCAUCACUAUCCAGAAUGCCCCCUGUGGAGCUAAUUUGGACGGGGCCUGCAUCCAAUCAGUUAACCUGGUUGUUGACGAGGAUCCAAGAACAGAAAUCACUCUGAGUCACAUUGGCGAGGUCUUUAUGGCUGGACAGUAUCGUGUCUCACUCCCUUAUUCUGACGACGUGCUCCAUGUUCAGGAGCUGUCGUCCAUGUUCCUCCAAGUGAGGACGGCAUUUGGUCUCCGUCUGCAGUACAGCUGGGCAGAGUUUCGUCUCUAUGUGCAGGUCGAUGAGCCAUGGAAGGAUGACACGGUGGGGCUAUGCGGCACCUUCAACGGCAACAUUCAAGAUGACUUCCUUGAAGCUGUGGUCUGGUUUUCCUGCAGGUCUCCGUCAGGAAUGAUUGAAAGUACUCCUCAGCUGUUUGGAAAUACCUGGAAGGUGUCGUCAGCCUGUUCUCUCAGUCUGAGUUCACCUCAGCUUGACCCAUGUGACACUCACCAACAGGCUGUGAUCUAUGCAUCAGAGAUGUGUGAUGUUCUGAAUCAGGAACUCUUCUCUGCGUGUCACGAGUACCUCAGUCCAGCACCUUUCCAUCAGCAGUGCCGUGCAGAUACCUGUAAGUGUGGGACCCCCUGCUUCUGCUCUGCACUGGCUCACUACGCCCGCCACUGCCGGAGAUUUUCAGUCGUUAUUGACUUUCGGUCCCAUGUAUCUGACUGCGCGGUCACCUGUCCAGCCACCAUGCAGUAUGGUACCUGCGUCUCCUCCUGCCAGCAGCAGUGCUCCUUCCUCUCUCUCCCUCCCCACUGUGGGGAGGACUGUGAGGAGGGCUGCACCUGUCCUCUGGGCUCCUUCUACAACCACCGAACACACACUUGCGUGCACAGGAGCGAGUGUCCCUGCAGUUUCCUUGGAGCAGAUUAUGAACCAGGAGAAGUAAUCAUGACGUCAGCAGGUGUUCAGCUCUGUCUGGAUGGUAAACUGGUGUCCCAAACUAUGGAAGGUGACAGGCUGUGUCCACCAGGUCAAAUGUAUCAGAACUGCUCAGAGAGGGAGAAAGACUUCCUGCCAAGUAGGGGCGUGGCCUGUGAGCGCACCUGUGAAUCCUACCUGCUCAACAUCACCUGCUCUGCACAUGAACCCUGUGUAUCAGGAUGUGCCUGUCCUCUUGGGUGUUUCACGGAGGCAGCUGAAGGUUAUCGGCAGUCCAUGCAGCAUGGGGCUCGGGUGGUCACUGAGGUGGACGUUACCUGGUUCUACAUGAACUGCCUUGCAGACACUUGUGCCUGCAGCCGUGGAGGCGAUAGCGAAUGUUUUUGCAUCAGCUUGGCAGCAUACGCCCAACGCUGCUGCCACGAGGGUAUUCCUGUUGACUGGCGAACACCAUCUCUCUGCCCUUAUGAUUGUGAAUUCUACAACAAAGUUCUGGGUAAGGGUCCAUUCAGGCUCUUCACCUUCAGGGACCAGAGGACUCUGCUGUCAGCCAGCAGGUCCAGCGGCUUCGUGUUUCUUCAGCAGGCCAACAGCAGCACUACCACCGCUGCAGGCAUCCUCUCACAGUUCAUGAUGACACCGGGCCUCAGCAGAACUCGGCCACACGAUUCAUCACGAGUUUCCUUCGAGGCUGCUGAAAGACCAAACUACUUCCUGCACGUGAGCCCCAGCGGCCAGGUGAGGCUCGCCAAGUGGGAGGAAAGCGAGGCAUUCUGGGAUGGCGCCACCUUUGUAAUUCACAGGAACACCUGGAUCCUGGGCUAUGACUCGCUCGAGUCACAUUCAAAGCCUGGCUUCUUCCUGCACGCUACGCUGCCCCAACUCCACCUCCUCAAAUUCAGACACAGCUACAGCUUCCGCAGGGCGUCGCUGUUCAGACUGACAGGUCCAAGUCCAGACACCCCGCCGAGUCCUCGAUGUCAGUGGAGAUAUGACCCCUGUGUCAGCCCCUGCUUCAAGACCUGCAGCGAUCCACUGGCUGAGGCCUGCACCACCAUCCCUCGAGUGGAGGCUUGCCUUCCUGUAUGCGCACCUCACAUGGUUCUGGAUGAGGUCACCAGACGGUGUGUUCAUGUUGAAGACUGCAUCAAGGUUCCAGUUAUUGUGCCACUUACAACAGUGGGCACUGCAUCUGUCACUUCUGCAACAAGCACCAACAUUACUGCCUCCGCUACCCCCACAGAGAAACCACUGCUGUACCACCAUCACCAACAACACAGAGUUCCACUCAUCCUGUCUUCACUGAGCAAACCUCCGAGGCACACAACAUCCAAACCAACUUUUACCUCUUCAACAUCACCUGCUGUGGCAACCACCAUCACUAAGACAACAAUGCAGAAAAUUUCCAUCCCAGAAAGUGUAGUCACCACAACCAAAGAGCUGGUUACAACUACACAUCCACCUGUGCCUGCCUCUUCUGAAAGCUCCCUCACAACAGCCCCUACAGGAGCUACACCCUCUGUUGCUACCACCACUCUUAGACCUGUUGUCCUUCAGCCGAUUACAGAGGCAAAACAACCAUUGACGGACAGAGUGCAGGUGUCAACCAAACUUACUACCAUAGCCUACACCCACAACAAUAUCUUCUACCACUGUACAGACAACCACCUUCCGGACAACACCCAGAGUUCUGCUUCAAUUUCUGUUCAUACACCGUGGGAAACAACGAGCCGCUCAGCAGAGCAAUCACCAUCUUUGACGGCAACACCUAUGAGGAUGUGCACACCUCCAUACGCUGAAAUUAUUGAUGAAUGCACAAAGUACAUCUGCGUCAACAACCAGCUAGUUCUGUUCAACAAAUCCCAGAGUUGCCCCUUCACAGCGGGACCUCCCAACUGUGGCUUGCUUGGAUAUGCAGUUCUGGUCAAUGGAGACAAGUGCUGCCCGAAGUGGGACUGUCCGUGUCGAUGCUCCAUGUUUCCUGAUCUGAAUGUGAUCACGUUUGACGGGAACAGCUUUGCCAUCUUCAAGGCUGCUUCAUAUAUCAUGACCCAGCUGUCCAAUGAGACUCUCAGCGUUCUGGUUCAGGAAUGUCCGGCUGACUCAGAGUCACCGCUCAAGUGGAAUUUCACCCACCUGUGUCUGGUCUCACUCAACAUCACACAUAAAUCCAAUCACGUUGUCAUCAACAGACUGCAGAGGAGACUCUAUGUCAACUCUCGAUACGCCAAGCCCCGUUUUAAAAAGCAUGGCUUUGAGAUCUACGACACGGGCAACAUGUACCUGAUCCGCAGCCCAAGUGGUCUCAAGGUGCAGUGGUUCCACAGCACCGGCAUGAUGGUGAUUGACACUGACAGCUUGAGCAAGAAGCUUCCCACCAUGGGUCUCUGUGGCUUCUGUGAUGGAGACCCAACCAACGAUCUGACCCUGCCCAACGGCACCACGCUGGGCGUAAGCGAGGCUCUGUUCACUGAUAGCUGGCAGGUUGCCAACACAACCGGCUACAUCAGCUACAGCCGUCUUCGUGAUCACAACUGCUCCACCAGUGACUGCUCCCAUUGCCUGGCCAUGCUGGAGAACCCCUCCUUCACCCCCUGCCAUGUCUUUGUGCCCCCCAUGACGUUUUGUGAAGUUUGGGUGCGAGACUCUGAAUAUGUCAACAACCAGUGUGUAGCUCUGGCUGCUUAUGUGGCGUCAUGCCAUAAGUUUAAUAUCUGCAUCGAGUGGAGGAGUCCAGAUUACUGUCCUUUUGCGUGUUCUGACACUCUGCAAUAUCAGGCCUGUCUUCCGGCGUGCACGUCCCAGUCCUGUCCAAACCACGACUUCGACUCUGAUCCGGACCACUGUUCAGGUCUGACCGAGGGCUGCGUGUGCCCGGAGGGAACGCUGCUCCACCGGCCGUACUCCGCACUCUGCAUCCCCCACGAGAAAUGUGCCUGCACUGAUGGUUCUGGUGUUCCCCGUGCACACGGAGAGGUGUGGACAGCCUCGAAGGAUGGCUGCUGCAUGUACCGCUGCGACAACGACACCAUCGUUCCAGUGGAGUUCAACUGCUCCAGCACACCAGCGCCGGUGUGCCAUCGCGCAGGAGAGAUGAUCAUCAGCAUGGCAGACGACACCAGUUGCUGUCCACGUAAAAUCUGUGUGUGUAACCAGAGUCUGUGUGACCAGCUGCCUAUUGAGUGUAAAUAUGAGGAGAAGAUGGUGUCGUACUACAGAUCAGACUCCUGCUGUCCAGAACAUGUUUGUGUAUGUCAGCCUUAUGGGUGUCCUCAGCUGACUUGUCCAUUUGGGAUGUCCGUGGUGUCCGUGUCCGCUCCAAGUCGCUGCUGUCCCAAUCAAACUUGUGAGUGCUCGUGUGAAAAGAUCAUCUCCCCAAAAUGUGGCCUGGGUGAAGCUGCCCAGCUGGACCGGACCUUUCUGUCUGACCCACAAAACCAGUGUGCCUGCAAAAGAUAUAAGUGUGUGCGAGAGGCCGUGUGUGUGUUUGGUGAGCGCGGCGUGUUACGACCGGGUCAGACUCUGGUGGAGCACAGAGAGGACGGUCUGUGUUCCAGCCGGCAGUGCAGCCGCAGCCUUGAUCCAACGAGCGGCUUCUACAUCCUACGCACCUCCACCGUUAACUGCUCCGCCCACUGCCAGCCAAAUCAGAUUUAUGUGCCUCCUAAAGAUCAGUCGAUGUGCUGUGGUGCUUGUAAAAACAUUUCUUGCCUGUAUCAACAUGAAAAUGGGACCACAGCGCUCUAUAAGCCAGGAAAGUCCUGGGUGUCAAGCUGCAUGAAGUUUGACUGCACCGACACUUUGUUUGGACCAACGCUCAUCUCCUACGCCUUCAGCUGCCCCCCCUUCAAUGAAACCGAGUGUAUGAAGAUUGGUGGAACUGUUGUAAGUUACAUGGAUGGAUGCUGCAAGACGUGCAAAGAAGAUGGAAAAUCAUGUCAGAAAGUGACGGUGAGAAUGACAAUCAGAAAGAAUGACUGCCGCAGCAACAGACCUGUGAACAUUGUGUCAUGCGAUGGGAAGUGUCCGUCCGCCAGCAUCUACAACUACAACAUCAACACAUACGCUCGGUUCUGUAAGUGUUGCAGGGAGACGGGGCUGCAGAGGCGCUCUGUGCAGCUCUACUGCAGCAGCAAUUCCACCUGGGUCAGCUACACCAUCCAGGAGCCCACCGACUGCUCCUGCCAGUGGUCCUAAACAUGCCACAACUGCACUCUCACAUGCAGCGAAAACACCCAGCUAAAGUGUUUAAAGCUGUAAGAUUCACAAACCACAGCAAGACGAGGAAAAGAAGACGUGAGAUAUGUUGCUUUAGGAUUUGGAGAUGUUUAAACUGAUGCAUGCUAGACUGGAUAGUGUUGCCAACUCUAGGG